This is a messenger RNA of Nicotiana tabacum (common tobacco), 2398 nucleotides long. Its product is annotated as pentatricopeptide repeat-containing protein At1g11290, chloroplastic-like. The record is from RefSeq and is a predicted model, not a curated record. Gene Ontology annotation, molecular function: protein binding; RNA binding. Gene Ontology annotation, biological process: RNA modification. NCBI's taxonomy places the organism in Eukaryota, Viridiplantae, Streptophyta, Magnoliopsida, Solanales, Solanaceae.
GAAAAUCUUUGAUUUUUAGUUUACUCCAAUCCGCUAAAGCUCCAAAUUGAGAGCAUAGUCCAUAUGUUUGUACAAUUAUGACAAAUUUCUUCUUUUCAUGUCAGCCAAUUCGCUAAGGACACUACUCAGGAAGCUUGAGCCCCUCUUCACCCUACCAUUUGACUUGCCUACUUCUGCCACUGUCAACCAAUCAUUCCUCCCCUUCAGCUACCUUUUGAAUUCAUGUCAUUCCCUCGCAGCCCUGAAACGGUUACACGUUCUUGCUUUGACAACUGGUUACCUCGCCAACCUCCAAGUAUGUACCAAGUUUGUAUCUUUGGCUUGCUCUUUAUCGUCCACAAUGGACUAUGCUCGGAAGCUGUUCGACGAAAUGCCUCAAAGAGAUGUGUUUGCUUGGAACACCGUAAUUCGGGGAUAUUCCAAUCUGGGUCCUUGUCAAGAAGCUAUAAUCCUUUACAAAGAUAUGCAUUUACAGGGUUUUGUACCUGAUAACUAUACAUUCCCUUUUGUGCUUCGAUCUUGCUCGGUGCAGUCGGCUUUGAGAGAAGGUAGAGAAGUACAUUGUAAUAUUAUUAAACAUGGAUUUGAAUCUGAUGUGUUUGUACAGAGUUGUUUGAUUACUCUGUACGCGCAGAGUGGGGAGACUUUGGAUUCAGAGUUGGUGUUUGAUCAAAUGAGAGUGAGGAAUAUAGUUUCUUGGACUGCUAUGAUUGCAGGGUACGUGCAAAAUGGAAUUCCGGAGAAGGGAUUAGGACAUUUUCUCAAAAUGGUCAAUUCGGGUACUUUGCCUAAUGCUAUUACUUUGGUGAGUGUACUUCCCGCCUGUGCACGGUUGGAGAGUUUGGAUAUGGGAAUGUUGAUUCAUGGCUAUAGUAUUAAGUUAGGAGUGGAAAAAGAUGUUUCACUAGUUAACGCUUUGAUUGCAUUCUAUGGAAAGUGUGGACUUGUUGACGUCGCGAGGUCUUUGUUUGAUCAAAUGAAGGAGCAUAGUCUGGUUUCAUGGAAUACAAUAAUUGCUGCUUAUGAGCAAAAUGAUGCCGGUUCUGCUACAAUUAAUCUAUUUCAGAGAAUGCUAAACGAAGGGGUAGAGUUUGAUUAUAUUACAUUGGUUACUGUUAUUUCGGCUUGUGCCAGGUUGGGGGCACUUGGUACUGGAAAAUGGGUUCAUGAGCUUGUCAAAAGCAAAUGUUUGGAAUGCAAUGUUGCAAUCACAAAUGCACUUAUUGACAUGUAUGCGAAAUGUGGUAGUAUAGAAUUGGCUAGAGAUGUUUUUGACAGGUUGCCUUAUAGAAGCGUGGUUUCCUGGACAUCAAUUAUAGGAGCUUGUGCUUCUCAUGGUCAUGGGAAAGAUGCUCUUGAGUUCUUUUCAAGGAUGAAAGAAGAAGGAAUACAACCUAAUAGCUUCACCUUCACUGCUGUAUUGACAGCUUGUCGACAUUCAGGUCUUGUAGAGGAAGGGAGGAAUCACUUUGAGAGCAUGACAACAGAAUACUCGAUAAUGCCAGGUGUGGAGCAAUGUGCUUGUAUGGUGGAUCUUCUUGGACGAGCAGGUCAACUUCUUGAGGCUUAUGAAUUUGUAGAGAACAUGCCUAUUGAGCCUGAUGCAGAUGUUUGGGGAGCUUUGCUUGGUGCUUGCAAAAUUCAUGGCAAUCUUGAGCUGGCAGAAUCUGUAGCAGAUCGACUACUUGAUUUAAAUCCCCAGACAGUUCCUUUCUACAUACUCAUGAAAAAUAUCUAUGCUGAAGCUGGGAGGUGGGAGGAAGUAGCAAGAUUGAAGUUUUUGUUAGAAGAAGUGGAAGCGGAAAAGAUUCCUGGCAAGAGUUCAGUUGAGAUAAAUCAACGGAUUCACACAUUUUUGUCUGGGUCAAGGAUUUCAAACUUCUCGACAGUUCCACUGCGUGAACAUGGUGUUCAACUGAAGCAUAAGCAAGCAGCAUUUUAAGUUUCUUGUUGUUCUUUAAGCAUAGAGUGGUAUUAUUAUCUGUUACAGUCCAUUGAAGAAUGCUUUUGCGGCUUGGCCAUCCUGGACUUGAACCAGAGACCUCGCUGAUGAAGUAAAUCAUCGCACCUAUGUCCAACCAAUUAUGAGAUAAUAUAUAGAUUCCCUUUCAGGAAAUAGCCAUCCUUCUGAACGCAGCAUAAUUGUACUAUGCGCUCCAACUAUGCUUCUGAAGAUUGGGCAAAUUUGAUGGUUAUCCAUGGAAUAUUAACUCGGGUGGGAAGAAUGGAAAAGAUUGUACUUCUGCUAUUUCCAUUUCUUGUAAACAUGUGUUGGUCCACUAUUCGUUGUAUCAGCACGUAUUUAUCAAUAUUCCAUGUAUAGCCAAGUGUACUAUUUCAUUCUUUAAAAUCAAUUUUUAUACUUAACUGCACGGUAUACAGAAAGUUUCUUUUAUUA